This is a messenger RNA of Callorhinchus milii (elephant shark), 2051 nucleotides long. Its product is annotated as microtubule-associated protein 9-like. The transcript has 11 exons. Gene Ontology annotation, biological process: mitotic cytokinesis; mitotic spindle assembly; regulation of mitotic cytokinesis. NCBI's taxonomy places the organism in Eukaryota, Metazoa, Chordata, Chondrichthyes, Chimaeriformes, Callorhinchidae. The record is from RefSeq and is a predicted model, not a curated record. Gene Ontology annotation, cellular component: astral microtubule. Gene Ontology annotation, molecular function: microtubule binding. Bases 189 to 1691 code for a protein of 500 amino acids.
UGUACCUGGAGGAUGAUGAUGAUGAUGAUGAUGAUGCCUUCCUGGUUCCCUGGUUACCGACCGAGAAGCUUCACCUGGAGAUUCACACACACACUCACACACAUACACACACAGAGGCCGUGAGUGUGUGUACCCCGAGUACAGUGAGUGUACACCCCGAGUACAAUCUUCCUGUAAAUAUAAUAAAAAUGUCAGAUGAAGAUGAUUUUUCUACCACUUUAGCCUACAACUACAAGAAAAGCCCUAAAGUUGCUAGAAAAACAGCUUUUCAACAUGAACUCCACAAGGCAGUUGCUGCCAGAAUGGCAAAGCAGAUUGCAGUUGAAGAAAAUGAUUACCUUAGUGACUUUGACGAUUAUGACGACAACAACGAUGGUGAUGAUGAUGAUAUAUUGAAGAGUUCCAUGAGCACAAAGAAAUGUAAAAGAUCUGGGAAAGCAAGUAGGAAGAAAAACCCUGGAAACAAUUUUAUACUCUCAGAUGAUGAAGAAGAGAAACCCCAAAAAAUCUCCUUCUUGAAAAGCCGAAGAAAGGACAGUCCAAAUGUUUCAGCGGAAUGUGACUACAAUCUACCAUCUUGCCAUAAUUUAGAAGGGAGUAACAAAUGGGAAGAGAAGGGCAGUGAGGAAGAGGAAAAAUUGCCUAAACCUCAACCAAGAAAUCACAGAAUGAAAUCAACUCCAGUUCCAGGAAAUGAAACAACGUGUACUGUGCUGGAUGAAUGUCCCAAACCCAAACCUCGCCAGCGCCGUCUGAAAAUGCAGUGCAGCUCUACACAGGAUGAUGAAUCAGAGAAGUCAUGUUACACUAGAGCCUCGUCAGCCCUUUCAAAACAUUCCUCAGCUAUCAGCAAAACGUUGGUGACCGAGAGGCAAACUUGUACUAGGAGCCCCAGUCCUGAGGAUUCAAGACUGAUCAACUGCCAGUCUAAGACAUCAUUUUUAAAUGUCAGUAGACACACAUCCUCAUCUACUUGCGAGAGACAUGAAGACUCUGUUGAAACAAGGGUGGAUUCUUGUAUAAGAGAUGAAGAUCUUGCGGACAAUGGUGACAAUAGUAAUUCAGAGCUAAGGAGCUACACUCCAAUGGAGCUGAUUAAACGUACUGAAGAACAAGAAACCAUCGAUCCAGAAGAUUUCUCGAAGAAAAAAGAUAACAACGGGGAAAAAGUCAAAGCUAACAUGACUCCACAGGGAGGGAAGAGACAAAAGACAGAAUCGUUUGAAAAAUCAGUACGUAACAGACCUUUAAGUUCUCAAACAAUGAUCUUAAAUAGAUGUUUUGUUGGAAAGGGUCCUCGCCCCAAUUCAGCUGAACCUCGGUACUUAGGAACAUUAAAAAUCUUGGAUAUUAUGUCUCCAGGAAAUGCGACUUCUAACCUUGAAAAUGCAGACACAAUCAGAGCAUCCAUUUAUCAGGAGUGGCUGCAAAAGAAAACACAGCAACUUUAUGAAGCGCACAAAAAUAAGAGACUCAACGAACAGCAAGAAAAGGAGAAGAAACAAAAGGAGAAGAUUGAAGGCAAAGAAGAAGCCAAGGCUUCCUUUGAUGCCUGGAUGGUGAAAAAGGAAAACGUGCUCAAAGAAACCUGCAAAAAAAAGAAAGAGGAAGUGCAGAAAAAAAUUAAAGAAGCAGCAGAAAAGGAAGAGAGAAGAGAAAUAGCAAAGAAGGCAGUGCGAAAUCUUAUUUAAUUUCAUUAAUUCAUUAUUAAGUCUGUUUUAUUUAAUCGAAGAACAGUAACAUUACUUUGCAUACUGUUGAAGAUUGUACCUAACCCCAAAUUGAUUCAGUGGGGGAUAGGCAGCCAGUAGAGCCCUUUUGAGGAUGGAGGUGAUGGGCUGAGGGAGCGCUAAGACAGGAGAGCUUGCUGAUUGGGAAGUUCUGGAGCUUGUGGAGGCUAGAGCUUGGGUUGAUGGUGAGCAGGGCAUUCGAGAAGUCAAGUCUGUUUAAAUCUGCUUGCAGUGUUUUUGCAGGAGUUAAAAUAUACUCAGUUGUCAGUACAGGAACAAUGGAAUAGACCAUUCAGCCCCUCGAGCCUGCUUGGCUCCUGU